Branchiostoma belcheri (Belcher's lancelet) is the source of this 2161-nucleotide messenger RNA. RefSeq names its product protein spinster homolog 1-like. Gene Ontology annotation, cellular component: membrane. The transcript is spliced from 11 exons. Gene Ontology annotation, molecular function: transmembrane transporter activity. The coding region runs from base 151 to 1842 and encodes 563 amino acids. Lineage: Eukaryota; Metazoa; Chordata; Leptocardii; Amphioxiformes; Branchiostomatidae. The record is from RefSeq and is a predicted model, not a curated record. Gene Ontology annotation, biological process: transmembrane transport.
GACAAGGGAAAAUGGCCGCCGUGCGAAACAGAUAGCAGAAACUGUCACCCAAUCUUUUGAUUUCCUUCCUCUGCCUCGCUAGCCAGUGCUUUAUUUGAUGAGCGAGAGAAGCCAUACCAUUUUCUGCCAACUCACAACGACUAGAGAGCCAUGGCGGAGUCGACGGACGAUUUGUUAGAGCCAUUUUUGCCUCCGGAAGAAAAUGGAGAUCUUCCCGAAGCGUCCAAGUCCUUCAAAACAAGAUCACGAGACCCAACCCGAAUCACAAACGUCGCUAGUGAUUCAGAUGAUUUGGACCAAUCAGAGGUGACAAUGCAUAGAGCAGCACCUGUCUCACCUGGACCAGCCUAUGAGAAGAGCCAUUUCAGGCAGCCAAUCAUAGUGAGUGAUUCAGAAACUGAGACAGACCAAUCAGAAAGCAGAACACAACUUCCAGGAGGUGGAGCAAAAGGCUGUGUGGUGUAUGGAACUGUUGCUGUGCUGGUGUUUGUAAACCUGUUGAACUAUAUGGACCGGUUUACACUUGCAGGAGUGUUAAUAGACAUCCAGUCCUUCUACUCCAUCAGUAACAGUGAUGCCGGGUUGCUGCAAACUUCCUUCAUCCUGAGUUACAUGGUGCUGGCACCCCUGUUUGGUUACCUAGGCGACAGGUACAACAGGAAGUUCCUGAUGGCUGCUGGGAUACUCUUCUGGUCAGGGAUGACCUUGGCAGGCUCCUUCAUACCCAAGGAGCAUUUCUGGCUGUUCCUGAUGAUGAGAGCCAUGGUGGGGAUCGGGGAAGCCAGUUACUCCACCAUUGCUCCUACCAUCAUCGCUGACAUGUUCACCAAGGACAGACGCACCACCAUGUUAACCUUCUUCUACUUCGCUACACCUGUAGGCAGCGGACUAGGUUUCAUCGUGGGGACGAACGUAGCAAAGCUGCUGGGUGCGUGGCAGUGGGCGCUGCGUGUGACGCCCGUGCUGGGCGUGGUGGCCGUGGUCCUGAUUCUGCUGUUCGUACCCAACCCGCCGCGGGGUGAGGCGGAUGGAGGAAACACUCGGCUCACCAACACCAGCUUUCUCACCGACCUCAAACAACUCUGCAGGAAUGGCAGUUUUAUGUUGGACACAGCUGGUUUCACGUGUGUGUCAUUUGUGACCGGAGCUCUCGCGCUGUGGGCCCCCUCCUUCAUCGCUUAUGCCAUGACAGAUGGACACAAGCCAACUGACAAGAUGCAAGCCGACAUAGCCCUCAUAUUCGGAGGGAUCACCUGUGCUGCUGGCGUGAUCGGCACGGUGGCCGGGGCGGAGUGGGGCAAGCGGUGGAAGAAGAGCGACCCCACGGCCGAUCCGCUCGUAUGUGCCAUCGGCAUGCUGGGAUGUACGCCAUUCCUGUACUUCGCACUGCUGCUAUCAAGGACCAACAUCAUUGUAACAUAUGUCUUAGUGUUAUUGGGUGAGAUCUUCUUGUGUCUUAAUUGGACACUGGUAGCAGAUAUUGUCCUGUAUGUAGUCAUUCCAACAAGAAGGUCGACAGCAGAAGCAGUACAGAUAGUGAUCUGUCACCUAUUAGGGGACGCUGGCAGUCCCUACCUCAUCGGAAUUGUAUCGGAUGCAUUAGCCAGUGGGCAUGACAACUACAUCAUCAAGUACCAGAGCCUGAAGAAUGCCCUGUUCAUCAACACGUUUGUGUGCGUGAUCGGAGGGGCGUUUUUCCUGGGGUGUGCUUUCUUCAUCGUGGGUGACAGGGCCAGAGCAGACAGGAUAACCAGGGGAGAGCAAACAGUACAGAAUGAGGAUGACAACAGCCUCUUCCCACCAGUAAAUGAUCCAGGAAGACCCAUUGAUGUUGUGAUUUGAUAGCUUGUUUUGUUGAUGUUGUUUAUUGUCUAUUUGGUAAACACUACUAAAAGGAAUGUAUAUAUUUUUCUCCGCUUAUGGUCCUGCUUCUGCCUGGAAUUGAAACACCAAUGAUGGCAUGCGGGCAAUUGCUGCUACGAAAUCAACCAAUGGGCUUCUGCUGCUGAUCAUCCAAUCAUCUAAUCAACCAAUCAUCUUCAUUAAUUUGUCGACCAUCAAUUAAUUAUACCUAUAAUCCAAAUUUGUUGACUUUGAAUCAAUGACUGUACUAAAUCACACAAACUGUCAAUCAAUCACCAUGUGACAUGUGACUGACCAA